Messenger RNA from Hymenoscyphus albidus, 696 nucleotides. Lineage: Eukaryota; Fungi; Ascomycota; Leotiomycetes; Helotiales; Helotiaceae. The record is from the annotation of a GenBank genome assembly.
AUGAAGAUGUUGACUAGAACCAUUUUGUUCUUUCUCGGAACCAUGGGCAUGCUAAGCAUGGUGAGCAUAACCAAAGAGGGGGGCACAAGUCCAAGACAACUGAAACUGAUUACCAACUACUAGGUACUUGCGGCCUAUGGUGAUCCCGCCGUUGAACACGGUAGAACCAAGUUCAGGGACAGAAGCCUCGAAACUAGACAAGUAAGCAUGCCAUGUCUCUUUCCCACGGAAAAUAGUAUAAGGCUAACAAAACUGUACAGCAACACGCUCUAUGCGUCUGUGAUCAGCAUGGCUGGCAGCCAGCGGGGGGGGGGGAUCUUACCAACAGAUUGUAAAUGACCUCCGUAGACGCAGUAGUGAUCAAUGUACGGUUAAGGCAAGAUCUGUCAACCGUGUCAGAUGCGCAGGAGGUGGUAACGCGGACAUAAUUGAGUUGUGGAACGAUGUAAGUACCUUCUUACUAGUAUAUCCAUAGCAAUGCUAACAGCUCAAACUCAGUCGGGAAGUGAACAGAGCGUGCCUUGCGGCACGGUAGCAGACUAUGCUGAAGAUAUCAAAACAUCAUGUCAGGGUUGUGGGCAGAAAUUCGGCGGCCCCCAUAAUGAGUGGGAUGUUGUUCUUCGUUCUGUAGAGAGUGCGAAAGGAGAGGGGGGCUGUGAAAUGCAUCUUGAAGGAAUUGGUCAUGCGAAAGAUUAG